Molecule: messenger RNA, 1630 nt
Organism: Microdochium trichocladiopsis
Lineage: Eukaryota; Fungi; Ascomycota; Sordariomycetes; Xylariales; Microdochiaceae
Product: DUF2407 C-terminal domain-containing protein
Exons: 1
Coding region: 217-1332 (371 amino acids)
Biological process (GO): protein processing
Cellular component (GO): endoplasmic reticulum; Dsc E3 ubiquitin ligase complex
Molecular function (GO): protein binding
Source: RefSeq, a predicted model, not a curated record
CCUGCCCUGCAGCUUCCAGCAGUCCUCCUCCAGCUCUUCAUGUACCUCUGUCAUCUAAUAUCCAUCUGCCCGUCUGCCCCUGGCAUCCCACGAUCAAAGCCUCCACAUCCUCCAUCGAGCAGUGGUCCCUGCCUCGCGAGACCAUGCACGCGCGCCUCCCGACCCGAGGACCUCUCGUCCAGCUCCCGCACCGCUAAAUCACGCGGCACCUAGGCCAUGGCAUCCCUCAAGCCGCCGCUGGCAAAGCAGCCAUCCGCCAACCACCAGCUUGGGGAGCAGCCCCUGCAUCUCACCAUCCGCUUCGCCGCCUCGCUUCCCGAUCUCGAGCUCGACAUUCUCCACCCCUCUUCAACCACCGUCGUCUCUCUGAAGCAUACAAUCCGCUCCCGUCUCGAUGCCCCCGACUCGGAACGACGCCUGCGCUUCAUCCACGCCGGCAAGAUCCUGCCCGAUGCCGCUGCCCUCAGCACUGUUCUCAAGGCCCCUCUACCUCCACCGCCCCGCGCCGACUCGACCGCCGGUAGCUUCGGCGACUUUGCCAGCAGGCUGAGCGGCAAUCGAGACAAGAGCAGGACACGGGGAGACAGUGGCGGCCAUGAUGAUUCCCACGACUCAGCAGCCACAGGGGGCAAGGGCAAGUCUGUCCCUGGACGGCCCCUGGCGCAGCGCAUCUACGUCAACUGCAGCAUCGGCGCGAGCUUGACUACCGCCGAGCUCGAGGCUGAAGCAGAAGCGGCAGCCGCGCCCCCAACCGCCUCGCCAUUGUCGCCCUCGCGGCAGCCUUCUGCGAUCCCCUCUCGUGCAUCAACGCCGCUCGGUCACGAUGGCACGCCUCUCCCGUCGACGACUGCAGCGCCGCGGGGUUUCGACAGACUUCUGAAUGCAGGGUUCACUUCUGCCGAAGUCAACCAGUUACGGCUCCAGUUUCGCAGCCUACAUUCGAGCCGUUUUACCCCAGACACCAUGCCCUCGCCAGACUCGUUCCGGCGGAUGGAAGACGCAUGGAUCGACGACAACCAUGCCGGCAGCAGUGGCGGGAAUACAGAUGGCGGCGGGUCCGCAGGGGCAGGGGCCAGCUGGGGCGAAGACGGUGGUGCCGGAGGAGGCAACACCGGCGGUAGCACAGACACCGACGAGACCGGACUCGCGGGACUCACCGAUGUUAUGAUCCGUGGCAUUGCGACGGGGUUUUUGUGGCCGCUGGGUUCGGCGGGCUGGCUCGCAAGGGAGGAGGGCCUCGCCAGUCAGCGAUGGCGCUUCAUGGUUGGCAUUGGGAUUGCAUUCAGUUUCCUCCUCGGUAUCAUCAGGACGAUAUCUGGACCGGUCGAGUAAGAAAAUGCUGGCGCUAUAUGCUGCUGGAAGUUUAUAAAGUAACCGGGCAUGCAAGAAAGUCCCGUGUACCUAUAGUGCUUUCUACACGCACGACACAACUGUUUGGGAAGCAUCGGCGACGGCGUUAUGGUGCUUAUAUAUUGGUUGAUCCCACGGGUCUUGCUGCUUCCUUACCCAGCAGAGCACUUUACAUAUCCCUCAGAAGCAAUGGUUGUGUACACUAGCUCUAGACAAGAUGCAAAUUAUGGACCGAGAUGUUGGCAGUCACUACAACCCUGGAUUGCCGACAAGACACAAG